GUGACUGACUAGUGAAGAAGACUACAAUGUGGCGCCGGAGCUUCAGUACAUUACCGAAGAAGAAAUGGGACGCGGUGGUGAUCGGAGGUGGCCACAACGGAUUAACAGCCGCGGCUUACCUGGCACGCGGAGGUCUCUCCGUGGCUGUUCUCGAGCGCCGUCAUGUCAUCGGUGGUGCGGCAGUAACGGAGGAGAUCGUUCCUGGAUUCAAAUUCUCACGCUGCAGUUACCUUCAGAGCUUACUUCGUCCUUGUAUCAUUAGAGAAUUAGAGUUAGGCAGACAUGGACUUAAGCUUCUCAAGAGAAGUCCUUCAUCGUUUACACCUUGUUUGGAUGGUCGUUAUCUUCUUCUUGGACCUGAUCAAGAUCUUACUCAUUCUGAGAUUUCAAAGUUCUCCAAACAUGAUGCUCAUGCUUACCCAAGAUACGAGAAGCAGCUAGAGAGGUUUUGUGGAUUCAUGGAUCCUCUUUUGGAUGCAACUCCACCUGAAUCUCUGCAAGGUGCCUCUUCUUUUAAUGAUAAGUUGAGCAACAAAAUGUACAAAUCUGCUUUUUGGGCUCGUUGUCUCCGGCAGGCGGUUUCUCUGGGGCAUAAAGAUAUGGUGGAUUUUAUGGAUCUUUUAUUGGCCCCAGCUUCAAAAGUUUUGAACAACUGGUUUGAGUCUGAUGUCCUGAAGGCGACUCUUGCGACAGAUGCCGUGAUUGGAUCUACGGCUAGUGUCCAUACUCCGGGAAGUGGAUAUGUCCUCCUACAUCAUGUGAUGGGAGAAACAGAUGGAGAGAAAGGCAUUUGGUCUUAUGUUGAAGGUGGGAUGGGCUCUGUCUCCAUGGCUAUAGCCAAUGCUGCAAAGCAAGCUGGUGCUGAGAUUUUCACAAACGCAGAGGUUUCUGAAAUACUAACUGAGGACUCUAGCAUCGUGAAAGGGGUUUUGCUUGCUGAUGGUACACGGGUGGAGUCAUCGGCUAUACUGUCCAAUGCUACCCCUUACAAAACUUAUGUGGAGUUGGUUCCGACCAAUGUUCUUCCUGAAAAUUUCAUCGGUGCUAUUAAGAACUCAGAUUACAGCUCUGCAACUACCAAGAUAAACUUGGCUGUUGACAAAUUACCACAGUUCCAGUGCUGCAACACAAAUCAUUCAAGUCCAGGUCCAGAGCAUUUUGGCACUAUACACAUUGGUGCAGAGAGCAUGGACGAGGUUCACUCAGCAUGUCAUGAUUCUGAAAAUGGCUUACCAUCGAGAAGACCAGUGAUCGAAAUGACUAUUCCAUCCACACUAGACAACACCAUUUCGCCCCCAGGGAAGCAUGUAAUCAACUUGUUCAUCCAAUACACUCCUUACAAGCCAUCAGAUGGAAACUGGGAAGAUCCUACUUACCGAGAAGCAUUUGCACAAAGGUGUUUCAAACUGAUUGAUGAAUAUGCACCCGGGUUUAGCUCAUCCAUCAUUAGCUACGACAUGUUGACUCCUCCGGACCUGGAACGGGAAAUUGGUCUAACAGGCGGAAACAUCUUUCACGGUGCCAUGGGAUUAGACUCUCUCUUCUUGAUGCGCCCUGUGAAAGGAUGGUCAAAUUACAGAAGCCCUUUGAAAGGUCUCUACUUGUGCGGCAGCGGAGUUCAUCCUGGAGGCGGAGUUAUGGGUGCACCUGGAAGAAACGCUGCACAUGUUGUUCUUCAAGACUUGAAAAAAAUCUAGCGAGGUUAAUCUCUCAGACUGUGCAAUGAUAACUCUCAUGUGUAAGUUGUUUGCUAUUGCUCUGAAACCUCUGUCUUAAACAGAGGCUUACAGACUCAUGGACUCAGUUGUUAUCAACGAAUAAUAAGCCCUCCACGUGUAGCUUAAGUGCUUAACCUAAUUCAACAAA
Messenger RNA from Arabidopsis lyrata subsp. lyrata, 1866 nucleotides. RefSeq names its product pyridine nucleotide-disulfide oxidoreductase domain-containing protein 2. The record is from RefSeq and is a predicted model, not a curated record. NCBI's taxonomy places the organism in Eukaryota, Viridiplantae, Streptophyta, Magnoliopsida, Brassicales, Brassicaceae. The transcript has 16 exons. The coding region runs from base 27 to 1697 and encodes 556 amino acids. Gene Ontology annotation, molecular function: oxidoreductase activity.